Peromyscus leucopus (white-footed mouse) is the source of this 2628-nucleotide messenger RNA. RefSeq names its product sperm motility kinase X-like. Gene Ontology annotation, cellular component: spindle pole centrosome; spindle microtubule; chromosome passenger complex. Gene Ontology annotation, biological process: regulation of cytokinesis; protein phosphorylation; mitotic spindle organization. NCBI's taxonomy places the organism in Eukaryota, Metazoa, Chordata, Mammalia, Rodentia, Cricetidae. The record is from RefSeq and is a predicted model, not a curated record. The transcript is spliced from 3 exons. Gene Ontology annotation, molecular function: protein kinase activity; ATP binding. The coding region runs from base 1 to 2628 and encodes 875 amino acids.
AUGCAGCAGGAUCCUCAGGCCCCCUCCCAUGAAGAGGAGGUCCUCAUGAAUCAUUACAAGAUCAUCAAGACCCUCGGCACAGGCAACUUUGCUCAGGUGAAACUGGCCCUCCACCUCCACACAGAGGUACAGGUUGCUCUGAAGACCCUGGAAAAGGAUAAAAAGAAUGCUUCUUUGAUUGCAAAUGAGCUAGAGAUCAUGAAAAUACUAGACCACCCUAAUAUAACUAAAUUGUUCCAUGUCAUGGAAACCACUGAACACAUCUACAUGGUUCUGGAAUAUGCCUCCGGGGGUGAUCUGGCUGGUCGUAUCUUAGAAGUGGACUAUAUGAAGGAAGGGGAAGCCCGGCACAUCUUCGCACAGAUGGUAUGUGCCAUUAACUACUGCCAUGAGAAUGGCAUUGCACACAGGGACAUCAAACCAGAAAACAUUCUGAUGGAUGCACAUAGAAACAUCAAACUGUGUGACUUUGGCCUGGCCAUCAAAGUUACCACUGAGCAGAAGUCAACAGUGUUCUGUGGCACCCUUCCAUAUUGUGCUCCAGAGCUUUUCAGCUGCCAAGGCUAUGAUCCCAGGGCACUUGAUAUCUGGAGCAUGGGAGUGGUACUAUAUAUCAUGGUGACAAAGCACUACCCAUUCAAAGCAACAACAUAUGAAAAGAUGAAGGAGGAAAUGCAAGAGCCACAUUACUACAUUCCACCAAAGCUCCCAGCACACAUUGCCAACCUCAUCGUGCGAUUGUUCACUAUUGAUCCUGGACAGAGGCCCAAGAUACGUGACAUCAUGGAACAUCAGUGGCUCAAGGGCAGUGAAGAGUUUUCAAAACUAACCCAGUUCCUAGAAACCCUCCCCAACAAGCCCAACCCCAAUAUUAUGGCAGCCAUGUGGGGCAUGGGCUAUAACCCCAAGGACAUUAGAGACUCCUUACAUGAAAAAAAAUUUAAUAGCAUCAUGGCAACUUACUUAAUUUUAAAACAUCAGUCACCCUGGGUGGACAACAUUAACCAUACUUUUAAGCUCAUGCAGCCCAGUAUUGCCAUGGAACCUUCAGAUUCUUCUACCUUCCAUCUCUUCCUAAAGAAGACAGGGAAUGAGACUGACCAUUCCACCUCUACCCUGCCAGCAAAGUUUCAGUCUCAUGACAACGAUGACGAGCUUGUAAGGAAGGAAGACAGCAAGAAUCUCAGCAUGCCUGCCAUUCUGUGCUGCCAGCAUAAGAGCCUGCCUCACCCCACAGGCACCCAGUGUGGUCCUGUGCAGCAUACUCAUGAGCAGCUCCUGAGCAGCAGCCUGCAGAAGAGAAGCAGGUCUUCCAAGAGUGUGUCCUGUAGUCCUGUGCAGCAUGAUCAUGAUGAGCAGCUCCUGAGCGGCAGCCUGCAGAAGAGAAGCAGGUCUUCCAAGAGUGUGUCCUGUGGUCCUGUGCAGCAUGACCACAAGAGGCUCCUGAGCAGCAUCCUGCAGAAGAGAAUCAGGGUUUCCAAGAGCGUGUCCUGUAGUCCUGUGCAGCAUGAUCAUGAUGAGCAGCUCCUGAGCAGCACCCUGCAGAAGAAAAGCAUGGCUUCCAAGAGUGUGUCCUAUGGUCCUGUGCAGCAUGACCAUGAACAGCUCCUGAGCAGCACCCUGCAGAAGAAAAGCAUGGCUUCCAAGAGUGUGUCCUGUGGUCCUGUGCAGCAUGAGCAGCUCCUGAGUGGCAGCCUGCAGAAGAGCACCACAGCUUCCAAGAGUGUGUCCUAUGGUCCUGUGCAGCAUGACAGUGAGCAGCUCCUGAGCAGCAGCUUGCAGAAGAGAAGAAGCAUGGCUUCCAAGAGUGUAUCCUGUAGUCCUGAGCAGCAUGACCAUGAGCAGCUCCUGAGCAGCAGCCUGCAGAAGAAAAGCAUGGCUUCCAAGAGUGUGUCCUAUGGUCCUGUGCAGCAUGAGCAGCUCCUGAGCGGCAGCCUGCAGAAGAGAAUCAGGGUUUCCAAGAGUGUGUCCUGUAGUCCUGAGCAGCAUGACCAUGAGCAGCUCCUGAGCAGCAGCCUGCAGAAGAAAAGCAUGGCUUCCAAGAGUGUGUCCUGUGGUCCUGUGCAGCAUGAGCAGCUCCUGAGCGGCAGCCUGCAGAAGAGAAUCAGGGUUUCCAAGAGUGUGUCCUAUGGUCCUGUGCAGCAUGACAGUGAGCAGCUCCUGAGCAGCAGCUUGCAGGAGAGUAGCACUGUUUCCAAGAGUGUGUCCUGUAGUCCUGAGCAGCAUGACAUGAGCGCUGGGGCAGCUGCGAGACAUGACCAUGAUGAGCAACUCCUGAGUAGCAGCCUGCAGAAGAGCAGCACAGCUUCCAAGAGUGUGUCCUAUGGUCCUGUGCAGCAUGACAGUGAGCAGCUCCUGAGCAGCAGCGCUUGCAGAAGAAGAGACCAUGCAUCAGCAGAAGAGGCUCCUGGAGCGGAGGCAGUCCUGCAGAAGAGAAGCAUGGCUUCCAAGAGUGUGUCCUGUGGUCCUGUGCAGCAUGAUCAUGAGCAGCUCCUGAGCAGCAUCCUGCAGAAGAAAAGCACAGCUUCCAAGAGUGUGUCCUGUGGUCCUGAGCAGCAUGAGCAGCUCCUGAGCAGCAGCCUGCAGAAGAAAAACAGGGCUUCCAAGAGUGUGUCCUGUGGUUCCUGA